GGUGUAAAACCGUCGUAAAGCGGUUCGAUUCGGCUUUCGCAACAUUUGUAUAUGGGUAGAGCUAUUUUUGUGUUGCGAGUGGAAUGGCGAGUGUCAUAAUAUGUUUGUGGGGCUUAUUGGUUUUGGCGCUUAUAAGUUUACAGAUAUCAGCAGCAUACAGCGAGGACACGACUCCGACAGGGAAUGAAGUGAAUCAAGAGGUAGACAAAGUGAUAGAGGAUGAGGUCACCAGCAAACUCAGUAAAGAUCUGGCACUGAGUAUCGAGAAGAAGUUCCUCGUGGACCUGGAGAAGUCAGUGAACAUGGUGCUGAUGAAGAUUCAGAUGCUGCUACAGAAUGGCACCACACACAUCUUGGAGCGGCUGUCCGACCUUCAGGGGCAGUUAGAGGAGAUCAGGAAGUCUACAGGAACAGAGCUGGACACGUGUCUCAAAGAACGUGAGAAUGAAACCGCCCAGCUAGCCGAGAAGGCGAUGCAUCAGAUGGUGGUGUGCGGGUAUGCCCUGAUAGGGCACAACCCUAAACAGGCCGUCGGUGCGGUUAUUACAAUGAAGAACAUGAUCAAGACGCGUUUGCAGCCUGUCCGUGCACAGAAGAAGGAGCUAGACGAACUGCUGAAGGCUUGUGGCCACGAGCACAACUCUUUGAAGAAGGUCAUCAAAUGUGUCAUCGCUAAGUCGCCCAUAGUAAAGGCCGCCAUGAUGGACGUGACCAGCCAACUGAUGGAGGGUGUAGUGGAACUGACCAAGGUACUCGCCCAUGGCGCCAUGCAUGAAGCCUGCCUCAUAGAAGUCAUCAGAACAGUCGAAGAGGAAGCCUUUGGGCUCGUCAGCAAAGUUAGAAAUUGUGCAUUUGGAAACUUUACUGAGGAAGCUAACAAAUUUAUAGAAGAAAACAACGCAACAGUACUCGAUAUGCCUACAAAGAAGAGUCGUAAAAUUAAAGUAGAUCCUAAUAAGAAAGAAGUUGUAGAAAUGAAACAAUUAAUCAGGAGAAUGCUAAGUGAGGAUAACGUUAACGAUUUAGACAAACGUUUUAAAAAGAAGUUGAAAAAACUGCAAGAUGAUCUCACAUCUGGUGAAACCGAAGCCAAUGCAACAUCCAAUGUAAAUGUCACUUUAAAUGAUGCUAAAGAAGAUUUGAACAGCACUUCAUUUGUUUCAACAGUUAUUUCAAAUGAUAUCUAAAACAUUAUGUGAGAUGUUUUUAUUUCAAUAUCAGCUUGUAGAACACGUUUUAUUUCAAAACAUAUUAGAAAAUCUAAAAAUA
Cydia amplana is the source of this 1269-nucleotide messenger RNA. RefSeq lists its product as uncharacterized. Bases 84 to 1187 code for a protein of 367 amino acids. NCBI's taxonomy places the organism in Eukaryota, Metazoa, Arthropoda, Insecta, Lepidoptera, Tortricidae. The transcript has 6 exons. The record is from RefSeq and is a predicted model, not a curated record.